Messenger RNA from Colletotrichum godetiae, 1269 nucleotides. RefSeq lists its product as uncharacterized. The record is from RefSeq and is a predicted model, not a curated record. Lineage: Eukaryota; Fungi; Ascomycota; Sordariomycetes; Glomerellales; Glomerellaceae. The transcript is spliced from 5 exons. Bases 82 to 1029 code for a protein of 315 amino acids.
AUCAUUUCCUAGGGCUAUUUAGUCUUGCUAUCAUCAACACCAACCUCAUCAUCAUCAACAAUCAAGAACAACAUCGCAACAAUGUCUGACAAUAAGCCGACCGGAAAGUGGGCAAACCCGGCCUUCCUCAAAAGCCUCGUCCUUGGACUCUACCACGAGCUGAAGCACGGCGGUCUCCAGCAGGAGGCUAAGGACCGUGUUGAGGCGAAGCUCCAUCGCGAUGGCUUCGAGGACACUACCUGGGACGGCAUCCGAUAUCCUUCCCAUCCGCUUCUUUAUACACGCAUCUUGUCAGCUCCACCAUCUUUCCUUGACACAACCCUUCUUUUCCACAUUCCACGAGUUAUUCCCCAUCUACCAACCAAACACUACACGAACGCAAUCGAAAUGUCUGAGAAGUCUGCUCCCGGCGGCAAGUGGGCCAAUCCGGCCCUCCUUGAGGCUCUUGCUAUGGGCUUCCAUAGCAUUGCCAAGGGCGAAGGCCUUACGAAGGAAGCCAAGGACUCCGUCAUCCUGAAGAUCCAUUCCUAUGGCUUCACAGAUAUCACCUGGGAGGCUGUUCGGAUGGCUCCAGUCACCGUGUGGAACGAUGAGGCCCGAUCUGACCUUCUGGUCGCGCUUCUGUCGGUGAUCAAGCCCUCUAAGGAGGAUUGGGACCGCGUUCUUCCUAUAGUCCAUGCCAAGGGCUAUGCCUACAACGCCAAUGCUGUCCAGCAGCACAUCCAGAAGCUUCAGCGCAAGGAGCUUACCGCCGGCGACGGUGGCGACGGCGAGGCGUCUAGCUCUACGACUCCUCAGAAGAAGGCCGGCAAGAAGGCCGCCACCCCCAAAAAGCGCAAGACGCCUCUCAAGUCUAAGGCCAAGGUCAACUCGGAGGACGAUGAGGAUGAGGUGGAUGAGGAGGGGGAGCAGGAGGCUCCUCCCCCCAAGAAGCCGCGCACCCCUGCGCGCCCCAGCAUGAAGGAUGAAUUCCACGAGGACACCAAGGCCACUGGCACCAAGUUCGUCCCUGUCAACAACGAGAUCUAGAUGCAUCUUUCGACCCCCAAUACAUCGAUUCGACCAUAGCGACAUGGCAUUUUCAGGACGGUUUACUGGCUUUUCUGGAGUUCGAUAUGGCAGGCUUGGAUGAGCGAUACGAAGGGUUGGCAAUCUUGGAGAUCAUUGGGAUUGGCUCAGGACUGGAAGCUAUUCACCUUACUGCGCAAAACAUUUUGACACAGGUCAUGAGAUAUCUGAGAAUUCUCAAAUAUUACAUCGAGAAUUGAG